UUUUCUUUUCGUUUCGUUUCGUUUUGUGCUGAAUGUAAUUCACUAUCGUAUCGCUCUAUCACACAAACGCUAUUAAACAGCUGGCUGUGAGAGCAUUAGCAAAUGUGCCAUACAGCAGCAGCAGCAGCAACCAGCAACAUCGCCUACCAUAUACACGAUCACUUCACGUGCGCGCGGUGUUCAAAAGACAUGAUUUGUUUGUUCAUAUCUUCACCUUAUUUGUGCUAGGCAUUUAAGUUAUCCAUGUGCUGGACUUUAGUUUUAAUUUGUCGCUUGACCAGCUAAGCUCAUAAAAUCGCGUGUGUGAUCAGUAGCAGCAGCUAACAACAGAAAAGAAUAUUUUUUUUAUUUUGUUUACGGAAUCCUACUCGUUCACUUUAUCACAAUUGGCCAAAUCGCUUUGGUUUUUCCGUCGAAAAAGGCACACAAAAAGAAAAAAGAUUUCAAAUAGCUUGAUGAUUUGCUGAUUGAUUGAACGGUUGAGUGAACGAGUGAAAAAGCCAGCAGCAGCAGCCAAAACACAAACGAGUUUAUGCAAUAGAAGAGGGAGGAUAGAGCACAAUAGCAACACUAAAAAAAACCUUCUCAUUCUCUAUCGCAUUACAAAAUUGGACGCAAGCGACGAAAUGGUGCACAAUGAGGACGACACAAAAAAACAACAACAAACCGGCCUGCUUAUUGAGCGUGAAUUGUUUCUCGAUAAAGCCGGCAAAUAUGAAAAUCUUCGCAUCGCCAAAAAUGUGAUUGUGAUUGGUGUGGCAUUUAUGCUGCAAUUCACCGCAUUCCAUGGCACAGCCAAUUUACAGAGCUCCAUCAAUACAGAUGGUUCGAUCGGAACUUAUACCCUAGCUGCAAUCUAUGGUUCAUUGAUCUUGUCCAAUAUAUUUUUGCCCGUCAUUGUAAUCAGAACAUUUGGCACGAAAUGGACGAUGGCUCUAUCGUUUAUCGCUUAUAUGCCGUUUAUAGUGUCACAACUUUAUCCGCGGAUGUAUACAAUGAUUCCAUCCGGAUUAGCUGUUGGCUUUGGCGGAGGGCCGUUGUGGUGUGCAAAAUGUACCUACCUCACAGUUAUAGCUGAAGCAUUGGCCAUUUUCAAUGGAAAAAAUAGAUCCGAUGCGCUGGUCGUUCGAUUCUUUGGAUUAUUUUUUAUAUUUUAUCAAUUGGCUCAAGUAUGGGGCAAUUUAAUAUCAUCAUCAGUGUUGUCAUAUGGUGAAACUGUAGUGGAAUAUGCCAACGCUUCGGUUGAAGCAAUAAAACUGGAAGAGCUCAGUGAGAAUGUCGCAAAACUGUGCGGUGCUGAAUUUUGCCCGGGCGUUACCGCUGCAUUGAAUCCAAAUUUGGCCCCACCCGACUCGUCCAAAAUUCAAAUGUUAAUGAUAAUAUUCCUCGCCAUGAUGAUUGCAGCGAGUGUUCUAAUCGCUGUUGCUGUCGAUGGACUCAAGCGCUACGAAAUGGGCCGCAAGGGUUCAGGAUCAGAGCUGUCCGGCAUUCAAUUAUUAUCUGUAACCGUGAAACAAUUGAUGCAAGUCAAGCAGAUUUUAUUGCUACCAAUCACAAUGUUCAUUGGGGCCGAACAGGCAUUUAUUGCCGUCGAUUUUACAUCGGCAUUUAUCGCUUGCGGUUGGGGCAUUCCACGUAUUGGAUAUGUGAUGAUUUGCUUUGGAUUAGCAAAUACGAUUGCGGCAGCGUUGGCAAGUGCUAUUGCAAAAUAUGUGGGUCGUAAUAAGAUUUUGACGUUGACACUCGUUCUGCACGGCACACUGUUGAUGUGGAUGCGCCAAUGGGUUGCCGUUCCGAAUGAUUUUGUCGCAUACUGUUCCAUGGCCGCUAUAUGGGGGUUGCUGGAUGGAACAUGGUUGGUGAUUAUUAAUUCUUACUAUGGCAUUUUAUUCAAUGGCAAUGAAGAGGCUGCAUUCAGCAAUUUCCGUCUAUUUGAAUCAUGCGGCUCAGUUAUAACGUACAUGUUGAGUCCAAUGCUGUGUGCAUCCACAAAAAUCGAAGCAAUAUUCGCACUUAUGCUGAUUGGCAUCAUAGGCUAUGCCAUCGUCGAGUACAAUCGAAAUGCUGAAUGCGAAAACCAUGCCAAAAACUCUUCAACACCGUACAAACAAGCCAAUGAUGAUACACGAAUCUAACAUCUCUAUUUUUGAACCAUUUCAAUUUACUUUUAUACAUUCCAUAUUCGGAGGCAUUCCACUCAUUUAUUACCAAAAAUGUAAUCAUGAUGAAGAAGAAGGAGACGACGAAAAUUCCAACUCAAAUUCACAAUUUCCAUGAAUGUUUUCGUUUUAUUUAUAAGUGGUAAAUAAACAUGUUUUUUUUAAUUUGGGCAGAAAAAAA
Sitodiplosis mosellana (orange wheat blossom midge) is the source of this 2340-nucleotide messenger RNA. RefSeq names its product UNC93-like protein. Bases 627 to 2135 code for a protein of 502 amino acids. Gene Ontology annotation, molecular function: potassium channel regulator activity. Lineage: Eukaryota; Metazoa; Arthropoda; Insecta; Diptera; Cecidomyiidae. Gene Ontology annotation, biological process: regulation of muscle contraction; regulation of potassium ion transport. Gene Ontology annotation, cellular component: striated muscle dense body; plasma membrane. The record is from RefSeq and is a predicted model, not a curated record. The transcript has 7 exons.